GGUUUAAAUUCCAGACCCUCAUGAGGGUUUGGGCAAGGUCUAAACGUAUGGCUACGGUGUAGCUUAUAUGUGGAAUCUGUCGGCCUCGAUAAUCGGGCCGACUAUUAACCUGCGACCUCCACUCUACAUCGAUAUCGAGGGGAAAAGUCUCAGUCGGCACGGAAAGGUAUCUCUCUUAACCAUGCUCGUUUAUCCUGAGAAGGCCUUGAGUGUCCCCACAUCAUCGACAUGCAUACACUUGGAAGUGCAGCCUUUUCUAUAGUCGGCAGGCCUGCCAAGGGCUUGAAAGAAUGUUAAUUACCGAGCUCUAGUUAUCCAGAUCGUACACUGGGCCUCGCUCACUCUAUAUACUCGUUAAAAAGAAUACAGCCUCACCCUUCGCUACGCUCGUCCAAAAGAAAUGCAUAUAUAUGCUCGCGAAGCGAGCAAAAAAAGAACAUACAACAGCCGGGAUUCGCUGGUGGUCACCCACCCAACUACUA
This is a messenger RNA of Aspergillus ruber CBS 135680, 482 nucleotides long. RefSeq lists its product as uncharacterized. The transcript has a single exon. Bases 68 to 262 code for a protein of 64 amino acids. Lineage: Eukaryota; Fungi; Ascomycota; Eurotiomycetes; Eurotiales; Aspergillaceae. The record is from RefSeq and is a predicted model, not a curated record.